AUGGUUAGAUCUAAAAGGGCUGAUUCCGCUGUAAGGGCUGAUUCCGCUAAUGGAAGAGUGUUCCCCAAUUUGGUAGUGGGUCUCGCAACGGGUCAAGUCGGUCCAGUUCUUCGUCCCAGAUCCACAGAGGCUACUCAAACGGAAAAUCAAGAAACUAGGGAUGUUAUUCCAAUAGCUCAACGAGGUUGUGCAGUUACUUGUGUUUUUCCUCCAGAAGAACUUCAAGUUCUUGUUGAAUGGCGUUUUGAUCUCAACAACAUUGCUGCAAAUGGGAUUGAUCUUCGUCCUGAAGUGCAGGCUCAAGACUGGGAAGGGUGCUUCCAUAGGCUACCUGGUCCAGUCUAUGACAAGCUGGUGAAGGAAUUCUUGAAGCAUGUUGAUUGUGAUGAGUAUCAAGUGAUUUCCUAUGUUCUGGGCAAGAGGAUCAUCAUCACUGAGAGAUCUUUUGCCAAGCUUCUGGGUGCAGAAACCAGUAAUGGUUACCUUUUUCAGUUACAGGAAUCAAAGGUCAAGACGAAAACCAAAGAAAAGGUCAACAAGGCGCUAUACUAUACCUGGAAACCAGGUAAAAAUGAUUGUAAGACAAAGGAACUUCACCCUGAUCUGAGGAUUUGGCACAAGUUCUUACUGAACUGCAUCAAUCAAAGGCUAAAGGGAAGUUCUCCAGACUAUAUCAACUUCACUCAGAAGGUGUUGCUUUACUUCAUCAAGGAACACACCAAAGUCUGUCUUCCUUACUUUCUGUUCUCCUAUCUCAAGGACUGCAUCAGAAAGUCAAGAACUACUGCUCCACCUAAGUCUGCAAUCAAAUACAUUCCAUUUGGCAAAUUGCUAUCUAAUUUCUUCAUUGAGAGCAAGUUGAUAAAGGCUCUGACCAAGGCUGGAUGCACUGAAGUUCUAACAACUAUUGUUGGAGAUGUCUUCACUCCUACAACAAUGAAGAGGAUGGGCCUGAUAGAUACAAAAGUUGAAGCUGACUCUACUACCAAAAAGUCUGAUGUUGUCUCUGAAGCUACUAGUAGCAAUCAUCCAUACUCACCUGAAACCAAACUCUCAAUCGUUCCCCAUACCUAUCUUGGACCAAACACCCUGCUUGAUUGCAUCAACUUAUUUAAUCAUAAAGCAUCUAUAAGGGUUCGCAACGUGCAUGGUCACACUGACCUCGGUGAGAAACCAGACAUGGUUGCUGAAGACUGGGAUCGUCUAUGCACUUGGAUGCUUGACCAAGUUGCAGUGAUGAUGGGUUUCCCUACUACUGAAAAGGAUCAAAGAGUUGAAGCUGCUAGCCAGCGCUUCAGAAGAAGAGAAGCGCUGAAUGAACAGAAGUUAAGAGACCAGCUCUAUGCUGCAAUUGAAGAAACAAGAAAGAAGAAAGAGCAAGAAGAAGCGGCAGCAAGGUUUGAAGCUGAACAACGCGAAGCUGCAAGGUUGGAAGCUCUGGAACAAGUUGCUAGACUACAAGCUGAAGCUGAUGCUCUUAGGAAUCAAGCACUUGUGAUCAUUCCAUUUACUGAUAUAGCCUCCACCUCUGCUCAAGUUCCUCACUCUGAACAAGGCUCUGCAAUUCCAUCCUUUGAUCAAGCCACUCCGUCUGCUUCAAAUCAGCCAGGAUCUUCCAGACUUGAUAAUGUUGAACGACGUCUUGAAACUCAAGAAGUUCUGGUAAAAAAUAUUGCAGAUAUGCUUGCUGAGCUUCUCCGCAGAACACCCAAGCCUUAG
Lotus japonicus is the source of this 1719-nucleotide messenger RNA. RefSeq lists its product as uncharacterized. The record is from RefSeq and is a predicted model, not a curated record. Lineage: Eukaryota; Viridiplantae; Streptophyta; Magnoliopsida; Fabales; Fabaceae. The coding region runs from base 1 to 1719 and encodes 572 amino acids. The transcript is spliced from 2 exons.